GCAAAAUAAUUUCAUAAAAACAUUGCAAACGCGUCAGCUGCAUUUAGAAAGCAAAAUUUAUUUUUUUCUAUUUUCCAGUUAAUUCUUUUGUGUUUUUUGUACUUUUAAAAUACAAAAUUGUAGUGUAUUGAAAAAUCAAAUAUGUUGGAGAACGAUUUCGUGCGAGAAAUUAUGGAAGAUAUGAAGAAGAACACUGCCAAAAUGUUGGAAAAUACUCAACCUUCCACAGAUCCCUUGCCCAACGAUGAAGAUGGUAACGUUAAUGAUGCGGAUUCAGAUGGAGCACAACAGGGAAUUGAAUUCGUUGAGUUGGUUUCUGCCAAUAAGCCACUGGAUGAAAGUGGAAAUAAGAAAAAAGGCAAAAAGUCACAGAAGCUUACAAAAAAAGGCUCAAAUAGUCAUGAAGGAAAAAAUCCUGAUCAACUGAACAACAUCCUGUUGCAGAACUUGGAAAAACUCAAAAAAAGCUUGCAACUUAAAAAACGAGAAUGCCAAAAGUUGGAUGGAGCGGUUGAUGGACUAGUACCGGAAACUUCAAAGGGAUCAUCUUCGACUAAGAGUGAAAUUUCCCAAUCUGAUCACAGCAAGGUCGAAUCAAUGCACCACGAAAAUCACAAAGCUGCUAACAGCAAAAAGAAAUCUAGCUCAAUUUCAGUAGUCUCAUUGGAUCAAAAAGAAAUAAACAAACAGAAGAAAGCAAUAAAAUUGCAAAUGAAAAAUAUUUCAGCUAAACUAAAAAAAAUGCAAAUUCAAGAUUCUGAAUCGGCUGAAGCAAGUACAUCAGAACCCAAGAAAGCGAAAGUAAAAGAAACUUCAAUUGUAGGUGUUACUAAAGCGGGUACAUCAGAAAUUAAACCGGCAAAAGUACAAAAAAGUUCUGAUGGUAAAAAAUCUGGAAGCUCAUCCACUAUUGCUAGCGAUCCGGAUAUUAAAGCAGCUCAGCAACCUAAAUCCAACAAGUAUAAACCGGAAUACCAGAUGCUACUGACACUGCUAACACUCGAUCAAAAACAUCGGAACGACUAUCUAAUUAAACUGGGGAAAGAGUAUGGCAUUUUGAAAUCUACCGGUUCCGAAGUACACAUCAAACCAAAGCUCUACGAUUUCGCAACGGAACUAAGCAAUCGGGCUUUGGUUCAGUGCUACGGACCGGAAGCCCUGCAACGGGAUAACAGUUUGAAGAUUAGUAGUCCCUUUAUGGCUGCCACAAACAUUAAUAAAAUCAGAGAAAGAAAGCUGCGAACAUUCGAGGAUGAAGUUUCUUAUCUUUUAAACAAUGGGAAAGUAACGGAAAAGGAAGAUUACAAUCCGGAACUCACGCUGGAAAAUGUAUCCAAAGCCGAGAAAAAUGGUUAUAUGACAGAAGAAAACCAGGCUGCUCUCAAGAAGUUAGUCGAUCGGCUGUUGGAGCAAGAUGUUGGUUACAUGGUGGAAGGUGCCAUCCGUGUCAACGUCAAUAAUAAUGCCCAAGCCUUUGUGGACGAUCCGACACGAGAGGCCAAUGUGUAUAUCAACUCGAUUUUGAUGCGAAAGUGCGCCAUGGAUGGUGACAUAGUGCGUGUAUUUGUCAAGCACAAUAACGAUGAGAAGGAAGGCAAAGAUGGCGCUUUGAACACCUCAAAGGGUUCGGAAGAUAGUAAGGAUUCGAGGAUGCGCAACAAUUGGGGAUUUGUGGUGGAUAUUUUGGAGAGAAAAAACAGUCGCACUUGCGUUGGAAUGUUUUCGCCGCCAAACGAAAAGUAUGGAAAAUCUUCGCAUUACCUGAGCUUUCGCCCGAGGGAUUUUAGAAUUCCGAUAGUCAGAAUUUAUAGACAAAAUUGGCCGGAUGCAGUUUUUAAAAAUAAUUUCGAAGAUAUUGAAAAGGUUAUUUAUCAAGCAGAAAUUCUUGAAUGGCAUAAUGACGAACCGAUUGGGAACAUUUUGAAAUCGAUCGGCAAAUCAGGUGAACUGGAGACGGAAACUCAGGCCGUAUUGGUGCAGUAUGAACUAGAUGUUUCGUCGUAUUCAGAGGAGAUCAUCAACAGCCUUCCAGCAUCACCGUUCAAAAUCCCGCAAGAUGAAAUCGAUAAAAGGGAAGAUUUGCGUGGUGAAUGUGUUUUCACAAUAGAUCCUUUGACGGCGAGAGAUUUAGACGACGCCCUCAGUUGUAAGGUGCUCAAAAAUGGCAAUUUUGAGAUCGGCGUACACAUAUCUGAUGUGACUUACUUUUUGAAAGAAGGUUCCGAACUGGAUGAACUGGUGAAACUCAGAGCCACAUCCAUUUAUAUGGUCGAUAGUGUGUACCACAUGCUGCCGAAACCGCUAUGUUUCCUUUGCUCGCUGUUGCCUGGAGAAGAUAAACUAGCUUUUUCAGUGUUUUGGGAAAUAACGAGGGAUGCCCAGAUCGUGAAAACGCGUUUCGCUAGAACUGUGAUCAAUUCUUGUGCUCAACUAGCCUAUGAACAUGCUCAGGUCAUGUUAGAUAAUCCUAGCAAAAAUUUGGAUCCCAAUGAUUUUCCACCGAUUUUUCAUGAAUACACACCAAACUUUCUGAGUGGAAUCGUCAAUCAACUGCAAAGCAUUGCUCUACAACUUCGUGCUAGAAGAAUGGAGAAUGGUUGUCUGAAAAUCAACCAACCAAAACUUUCAUUCACUCUGGACCCCAAAACCGGGGAACCGACAGCCUUCUCGGUUUAUGAACUGCGCACCUCCAAUCAGAUGAUCGAAGAUUUUAUGCUUCUAGCGAAUACAUCUGUCGCCGAGUUCACUCACUCUAAAUUUAAGGAUCAGUCCAUUCUGAGAUUCCAUCCUCCACCGAAUGAUAAUCAGAUCAACAAUCUUGCGGCAUCAUUAGCCAAGCAUGGUUAUUCUCUUAACAUCGAAUCUUCUAAGUCUUUGGCGGAUUCGAUUGAACAACUCGUCAAUGGUAGUGCAUACCCGGACGCUACGCGAGCGGCAAUCAACGUUUUGAUCGCGAAACCUAUGCAACGGGCCCGUUAUUUCUGUUCCUCGAACGUAGACCAAGAGGAAGAUUUUUACCACUAUGCCCUUGCAAUUCCCAAAUACACGCAUUUCACCAGUCCCAUCCGAAGGUAUGCCGAUUGUAUGGUGCAUCGGGUGCUUUCGGCAGCCCUUGAACUAACGGAGCCACCGACCCGAACAGCUGACGAUUUCUUCCAGCUAACCAAUAUCUGCAACGUAAAGAAAUACUACGCCAAACUUGCUGGCGAUGCCAGUUCACUUUUGUACUUCAAGCACUACUUGCGCAAGGUUAAGGCCAUCGAAACGGAGGCUGCUGUACUGGAAAUAGGGUCCGAACAAAUGGAAUUGGUUUUAAUUGAGAUAGGACUUGUGUUGAAGGCCAGUUACAAGCGCCCCAGCAAAGCAGCGGCUAAACCCGGCGCAAAACCUAAGAAGGAUGCUUCUCAGAAAACGGUUGCUACACCGAACAAAGCAAGUGCACCGAUCGAUGUGAAGUUGUUCGCAAAACUGCGGGUCACCAUUGCGAUGAAAAAGGAUGCAGUUGUGGUGACCAAGUGGCAACCGGUGGAAUCAAAAGCCGAAGGCAUGGAUACCAACCCGAGCAAGACAUGAGCAAAUCACUAAUGGUGCGCUAGCUAGAUCGAUCGGCAGCUUCGCUCUGAUUCGUACAGUCGUGCUGUUGUUCAAUUAUUCGCAGGUAGACUUUUAUUUUUAUCUUCAGUUGAUUAAAACUGAAAUUUUGACACAAUAAAAUACUUAUCAUGUUUAA
Molecule: messenger RNA, 3730 nt
Organism: Uranotaenia lowii
Lineage: Eukaryota; Metazoa; Arthropoda; Insecta; Diptera; Culicidae
Gene: Dis3l2
Product: DIS3-like exonuclease 2
Exons: 4
Coding region: 142-3573 (1143 amino acids)
Biological process (GO): miRNA catabolic process; mRNA catabolic process
Cellular component (GO): P-body; exosome (RNase complex)
Molecular function (GO): 3'-5'-RNA exonuclease activity; RNA binding
Source: RefSeq, a predicted model, not a curated record